CGCCGACGCCCCUCCCCGUUCAGCCCCCCUCCACUCGCUCCGGAGAUCGGCCAUGUUGCCUCUCGCGCUUGUUCCGGUAUCAGGCACGAGCGUUUGAACAGCUCGGCCGCAGUACGACACCGAUCCGCCUCCAGUGAAGCCCAUUUCUCCACAGCCCCGAAGCAAUCAUGGAUUUUACUACCUGACUGGAUGUUUCUCUUUGGAUACGAGCCCUCAGACGACUCCUUUCAUUCAAGAGCCUUUGGUCACCGGGAUUCCGUGAGUGGCGGAAAACGGUUUCGUGGAUCAUGAGGGUUUUUCGGGAUUUUUAAAUCCAUUUUACGUCUCCUUCAUUCUCAGCACUCACGAUUGAUUUUCUCUAACGUUAUAUCCGCAUUCAGUCCAGCGCCGUUUGUUUCGUUAUCUCAAACUGACGGUUGAGGUAUUUUUUCACCUUUUGUUGAUACUAAUUGUUUUGAAGGUCGGUAAAAUUGUGAUUUUUGGUUGGCCUAACAAUUCAUAUCGCUCGCAGAGAGAUACUUUUCCUUUUCGUGUCCUCGUUCUCUGUCAUUUUUAAGACCUGGGAGGAAAUGAAUUGUUUUAAACUCUCGCUUAUUUCUUUGGUAAACAAAUAUAACUGUAAGUCAGCUGCAUGUUAGUCUCUCCAAGAAGACCUUCAUAAAUAAUCAUCAAGGACCUGCUGUUUAUUUUUCAACUGGAAACUUAAAUACAAGUUUUUUUUUUCUCCACAUAUGGACUGAUGUUGGGCUUCAACUUGUUGAUCUCUGUCUGCGUGGCUAGUUCAAGCUAGCUAGCAACACUUAUUACUUCUGUCAGAACAGACGAAUAGCCUGUAAAGGCAAGCUUAUAAAUGCUUGUCAACCACUGAAAACGUUUUUAUAUUUAUUUUCCUCCCCGUGGCCUUGAUUUUGAGAAUACCUGGGCGAAAAUGACAACCCGAGGAGGAGUUGGUGUUAUAGAAAAUUCAUCCAGCCAGACUCACUCUGAUGCCAAAGGAGGAGUGCGUUCAAGUGUCUCACGUGUUCGGAAUGUGGUGCCGACGGCGGAUGAAAACCCCCAUAUAGGAAAUUACCGACUGCUGAAGACCAUCGGCAAGGGCAACUUUGCCAAGGUUAAACUGGCCCGACAUGUCCUCACUUCUAAAGAGGUAGCUGUGAAAAUCAUUGACAAGACCCAGCUCAACUCUUCUAGUCUUCAAAAACUCUUCCGAGAAGUGAGAAUUAUGAAGAUGUUGAAUCACCCGAACAUCGUGAAGUUAUUUGAGGUGAUCGAGACAGACAAGACGCUGUAUUUAGUCAUGGAAUAUGCCAGUGGAGGCGAGGUUUUUGAUUACCUUGUUGCUCACGGGAGGAUGAAAGAAAAGGAAGCUCGUGCCAAAUUUAGACAGAUUGUCUCAGCUGUGCAGUAUUGCCAUCAGAAAUGUAUUGUACACCGAGAUCUCAAGGCUGAGAAUCUUUUACUGGAUGCUGACAUGAACAUAAAGAUCGCAGACUUUGGCUUCAGUAAUGAGUUUACGGUUGGCAACAAAUUGGACACGUUUUGCGGGAGCCCACCGUAUGCCGCUCCUGAACUCUUCCAGGGCAAAAAGUAUGACGGGCCGGAGGUGGACGUGUGGAGUCUCGGGGUCAUACUCUACACGCUGGUCAGUGGCUCACUGCCUUUUGAUGGACAGAACCUGAAGGAGUUGCGAGAGCGUGUGUUAAGAGGGAAGUAUAGGAUUCCUUUCUAUAUGUCUACAGACUGUGAGAACCUGCUGAAGAAGUUUCUCAUCCUCAAUCCAACCAAGAGGGGAAGUUUGGAGCAGCAGAUCAUGAGGGAUCGCUGGAUGAAUGUAGGUUAUGAAGACGAUGAGUUGAAGCCCUUCAUUGACCCUCAGCCUGACUACAAAGACCCCAGAAGAACAGACAUAAUGCUUCAGAUGGGUUUCCCUCAAGAGGAAAUAGAGGACUCUCUCGUCAAACAAAAAUACAAUGAAGUCAUGGCAACCUAUCUGCUGCUUGACUAUAAGAAUUCAGAGCUUGACGAGGGCGUCAUCUUGUCAUUAAAGUCGCGCCCAGGAAGUGACCUCACUAAUAGCAACGCCCCUUCUCCACCUCAUAAGGUACAGCGCAGCGUGUCAUCCACUCAGAAACCCGUCAGAAAAACCACAGAUCAGGGUUCAUACUCGAAAAGGCCUCAGGGAGAAAACAAGCACGGAGUGGAGGAUUCUGGGAGGAAAGGUUCAAGUAGCUCCACCAAAGUUCCACCCAGUCCAGUGAUCUCCAGUGAACGCAAAAAGAGUUCUACACCCUCUACUAAUAGUGUCUUGUCCACGGGCACAAGCCGCAGCAGAAACUCCCCAAUUUCUGACAGAGCCACUCUGGGAGUACAAAACGGCAAGGACAGCCUGAGCACCCCCGGGUCCCGCGCCUCCACGGCUUCGGCCGGCGCCGUGCUCUCCUCAUCAGUCUCUUCCUCACGCAUCCGCCAUCACAAGUCACUCUCCACCUCUGCCCAUCCCUGUCCCACAGACCUGCACUCACACCGGCCCAGUGAUCCCCCACAGAGAGCACCUGGCGCUUCCCCAUCAGCACACAAUAUCAGCAGCGCAGCUGGGACGGACCGUACCAAUUUCCCCAGAGGGGUGCCCACCCGCAACACCUUCCACCUCGGCCAGCAGAGGGGCGCACGGGACCAACAGGGUUCGCCGUACCACGGAGCCCCCGCUUCCCCCUCCCUCUCCCAUGGCAACAGCCAACAACGACGACCCGGUGCUUCCGGGAUCUUCAGCAAGUUCACCUCCAAGUUUGUGCGCAGAAAUCUGUCAUUCAGAUUCCCCAGAAGGAGCCCCUAUGAGGGAGAGGGUCGAGAGGAGGGAAGCAGAUCUAUGCUCAGCAGCGCAGAGAAGUCGGAGAAGACGAGCGUAGGGCCGGAAGACGACAACAAAGACACGUCCCCGGGCGACGGGACUCCUCCGACAGCGCCCGUGUCCUCGCUUAAAGACCAGACGAAGCCUCGCUCGCUGCGCUUCACCUGGAGCAUGAAGACCACGUCUUCCAUGGAGCCCGGCGAGAUGAUGAAGGAGAUUCGGAAGGUUCUCGACGCCAACAGCUGCGAGUACGAGCUACGCGAGUGCUACAUGCUGCUGUGCAUGGCCGGCAAUCCCGCCCGUGACGACUUCGUGCAGUGGGAGAUGGAGGUGUGCAAGCUGCCCCGCCUCUCGCUCAACGGCGUACGCUUCAAGAGGAUAUCCGGGACGUCCAUCGCCUUCAAAAACAUCGCCUCCAAAAUCGCCAACGAGCUGAAACUGUGAGAGGAGAGAUGAGAAAGUAGCAUUUUAAAGUCUCUAUGAAAGAGAAUAUACUGCUCAAACACAAUCUGCUCGUAUGGGUAGGUACAGAGAGAGAUAUAAGAUCAGAUUCAUACAAACGGGGGUAAAAAUUGCACACUGGCCCUUCAAUCCUGCACAGAAUGGGGAUUCAGGUUUAGAAGGGUAAACUCUGCAGGUUCUUGUUCUGAAAAUGUUCAAUUCAGUGAGCCGACGGGUCUCGACACGGCAAUUCAUUUCAGUCUCUCGCACACAAACGCACCUGUUGCCUAUUGAAACUGACAGAGCAUAAAACAAACGCCAAACUUGAAAGAGGGGUGGCCAUUUACUUCAGAAUCACAGGUGGAGGUGGACAAUUAUGUUUGUGCCCCCUUCAGAGAGAAACACACACUCUUAUCUGUGUUUAUUUCUUCCUCUUAAUCUAUCAACAGGGUUACGCCUCACCGUUGUUCAGUAAGGGCCAGCACACUUGAUCAAUACUGACAGGACUAAAUUGUGGUUACGGUGAUUUUAUUUCUUAAUCGGCUGGGUUUAGAUUUGCUGCACUGGAAUGGGUGAAUUUCUGUUGCCUUUUUAUUUUCUUAAAGAAAUUAAAUGUGUUUCAUUGUUGUAUUUACCAAUGAUUAUGUUUUAAUAUUAUUCCUAGGAAAAACAAAUUCUUUUUCUUUUAUUUGUGGUCUCGUGUUCUUGAUCGUUCUAUGCCUUUGUAUAAAGAAUGUCUGAAAAAAGCACCACAUGACUCCCACUGAACCUUUCACACUCUUGCCCCACUUUGUCGCUAAGGAUUAUGGGGCUGCAAAUACUCUCCUCAUGCCUAAAAAUGCUUAAAAAAGUCACUGGAAAAGACAUUAAAGGACAAAAUCCACUCAACUAAUCAUUCCCACGCCAUUUUCGUGACUAAGGAACUGAUGUCGAGCUGCUCUUCUCUGCAUCCACGACCUUUCAUGGUUCAAGCCAAGAACUUUCCACCUCCGUCUCGUCUGUAGGUGGCUUUUUGGCGUUACUCAUUUGAUGGUACACUCGUGUUGUGAUUGAAUGUGUAUGUGUGUGUGAGAGAGAAUGACGAUGACGAUGGAGUGUCAUAUCUGAAUAACCAAAAGGCUUGCAUUGUUUCAUAUUCAAUGCAGAGACUAUUAAUACGUAGCCUUGAGACCACAAGUACCUGCCAUGGAGAGUCAAAUAUUGGUGUUCUGUUAAUUCCAAUAUUUUGUUGGCAUUAUCAUUUUCACUAUUGAAAUCAGUUCAGAUGUCAUUAUCGCACAAGCAGAUCAGUCAUUAGAGCAGACAGGAACCAACCUGCAGAUGUGUCUGCGUAAAAAAAAAAAAAGGUACACUGACAACCAACUAGAUAGCCACAGUGUGUUUCCAUCCAUUUCUGCUGAGCUGUACAUGCUUGCAUGCAUCCUCUAGUUGACAUGGGGUGCACCGUCACUUCUUGUUGUGUAAAGAGGAGGGGGGUGGGGGGGGUGGGAUCAGAUCUCCUUGUAAAGUCUUGUCACCAGUUCAGGGGACAACUGUGCACAUGUGUGUUUUUUAUCUUCAUAGAAAAUAAUGAUUUUCUUUUUUCUUUUUUGUCAUGUACUUUGCUGUUCUCACAACUGAUCAUUUGUUCAAGGUGCUGGGGAUCCAAUUAUAUUAAGUAUUGUUUAUUUUUAAGGGUUGAUAUUUUUAUUCACAAGUUUUUGGUUUGCUGUAAUUUUAUUAUUUGUGUUCAGACUCUUUGCUGUCGGGAUAGGAGGGUUCACAUAGAAAUACACCAAAUGUUUUUUUGUUUUGUGCAAAGAUGAUUAUGAUCAAUGAUAGUAAUAAAACUAUUAAAAUCAA
Molecule: messenger RNA, 5131 nt
Organism: Pimephales promelas (fathead minnow)
Lineage: Eukaryota; Metazoa; Chordata; Actinopteri; Cypriniformes; Leuciscidae
Gene: mark2b
Product: MAP/microtubule affinity-regulating kinase 2b
Biological process (GO): intracellular signal transduction; protein phosphorylation; microtubule cytoskeleton organization
Cellular component (GO): cytoplasm
Molecular function (GO): ATP binding; tau-protein kinase activity
Source: RefSeq, a predicted model, not a curated record